UUUCAGGGUCCCACUGCUGUGAGCGAUGACGUCACAGUACAAUUUCAAACGUAUCACGGUUGUUCCGACAGCUUCGGAACUGAAAGAAAUAGUGUUGUCGAAGACACAACGUAAGACACCAACUGUAAUUCACAGGCAGUAUGCUAUUGGACGGAUACGUGCUUUUUAUGCCCGCAAAAUCAAGUUCCUCCAACAGACGUUGCAUGACAAAUUGACUCAAAUUAUAAAUGAAUUCCCGAAAAUGGAGGAAGUACACCCCUUUUACUCUGAUUUGAUGAAUAUUCUGUAUGAUAGAGAUCAUUACAAAAUUGCGCUUGGACAGAUGAAUACAGCUAGACAUCUUAUUGACGGAAUUGCCCGCGAGUAUGUGCGGUUAAUGAAGUAUGGUGACUCCCUCUAUCGCUGCAAAAUGUUGAAAAGAGCCGCUUUGGGAAGAAUGGUGAAGUUGUUAAAACGACAGAAGUCUAGUUUUGAGUACUUGGAGCAAGUUCGACAGCAUCUUUCACGUCUCCCGAGUAUCGAUCCUGGGACUAGGACUCUAAUAUUGUGUGGUUUUCCAAAUGUUGGUAAAUCAUCAUUUAUCAACAAUGUUACGAGAGCUGACGUUGAAGUGCAACCGUAUGCGUUCACAACAAAAGCUCUUUAUGUCGGUCAUCUUGACUACAAAUUUCUGCGAUGGCAGGUUAUCGACACGCCCGGUAUACUCGAUCAGCCACUAGAAGAGAGAAACACCAUAGAAAUGCAAGCCGUAACCGCUCUCGCUCAUCUCAAAGCCGCUGUACUAUUCAUAAUGGAUGUUUCCGAACAGUGUGAUAGGACCAUUGAGGAACAGGUUGCUCUCUUUGAUUCUAUAAGACCACUGUUUGGUAACAAGCCAGUUUUGAUUGGUCUGAAUAAGGUAGACAUUGUUCGACGAGGUGAUCUUCCCGCAGAAAAGGAAGCUCAGCUGGAAAAGAUUGAGAAGGAUGGAAUUCCAGUUAUAGAAAUGUCUACUGUUACGCAUGAAGGAGUAAUGAGCCUUAGGGACAAGGCAUGCGAUGAAUUGCUGGCACAACGAGUUGAGGCUAAGCUACACUCAAAGGCAGCAUCUGUAGAGGACACGGUACUUAGCCGAGUCUUUGUUGCAUUCCCGACUCCUAGAGACGAUAAAGUUCGUGCACCUUUUAUCCCUCCUGCUGUGUUGCAGCGAAAGCAACGCAUGCAAGUUGACAAUAGCUCAAGGCGUGAUGAAAAUACACGAAAGCUUGAACGUGAGUUGGAACUAGAAUUAGAAGACGAAUACAUCUUGGAUCUCAAGAAACACUAUCUCCUCAAAAAUCCAGAGGAGAAGUAUGAUAUUGUUCCUGAGAUCUGGGAGGGACACAAUAUAGCUGAUUUUGUUGAUCCGGAAAUUGAGAAGAAACUGGCUGAUCUGCUAGCUGAAGAGGAGUUGCGUGAGAAGGCGGGAGAAUACGACUCUGAUUUGGAUAGCGAUGAUGAAGAAACCAAAGAAAAGCUGGAACUAGCCAAACAGAUUAGAGAGAAAGAGAAAUUGAUGGCACUAGAAAAUCACAUGAAUAAGUCAAAGGCGGGAAGCCAAGUUUCGCGGUUGAGUGUACGUAAGCGAGAAAGAUCUAUGGGUCGGUUGGAGGAGCAAAUGCAAGAACUAGGCGUAGAGAUCGACACAAAGCGCAUGAAGAAUCUCCAAGGACAAGCUCAAAAACCGCAGCUUGGUAAGAAGGUGAAGGUUGGCCGAUCACCAAGUCUAAGUGCAUCGCGUCCACCGCCGAGAGAUGAACUUGCUAUACCUAACAAGGAGACAAGAGCCAAGGCCGCUAAACUUCGUGUGAAUGCUAUGCGUCGGUUGAGGAAAGAGGCAAGAAAGGGAGAAGCUGAUCGUCACGUGUAUGAUCUGAAGCCGAAGCAUUUGUUUAGUGGAAAGCGAAAAAUGGGAAAAACCGACAGGAGAUAA
Messenger RNA from Cylicocyclus nassatus, 1951 nucleotides. The record is from the annotation of a GenBank genome assembly. NCBI's taxonomy places the organism in Eukaryota, Metazoa, Nematoda, Chromadorea, Rhabditida, Strongylidae.